Molecule: messenger RNA, 1535 nt
Organism: Sorex fumeus (smoky shrew)
Lineage: Eukaryota; Metazoa; Chordata; Mammalia; Eulipotyphla; Soricidae
Gene: HEMK1
Product: HemK methyltransferase family member 1
Exons: 11
Coding region: 194-1249 (351 amino acids)
Biological process (GO): protein methylation
Cellular component (GO): mitochondrion
Molecular function (GO): nucleic acid binding; protein methyltransferase activity
Source: RefSeq, a predicted model, not a curated record
GGGUGCGCCCGUGCGGCCGGAAGCCGAGAGUCAGGCUUUUCCACCCGGGCGCUGGGCGGGUGGGUCAGCCUCUCGGGCAGGUUGGUGGCCAGCGCCCGUUGCCUUUCCAUCCCCGUCUGCCUCUGUUCCUCUCUACACAUCACAGGGAAGACUUGGGGAUCUUUAAGCACUCAGGGGAACCUUUCCCUGAGACAUGAAACUUGGGGGCCGAAUGCUCCGGGCUCUCCUAUCUGUCCCAGGGGGUUGGAGAAGUACCCGAAGCUUCAGCUCAUGGCUACCCCAUCUACCUGUGACUGCCACAGAGGUGGUUAACCACUGGACGGCAGUCUUUGAAAAAAGAGGUAUUCCCGAGGCUCGGGAAUCCAGUGAGUACAUCGUGGCUCAUGUCCUCGGAGCCAAAACAUUUCAGAGUCUGAAGCCAGUACUUUACACCCAGCCCCUGACGCCUGGGCAGGUACAGUGCAUUCAGGAGCUGAGUAGCCGCCGGUUGCAAAGGAUGCCUGUGCAGUACAUUCUCGGUGAGUGGGACUUUCAAGGGCUCACUCUGAAGAUGGCACCCCCAGUGUUCAUCCCUCGGCCAGAAACAGAGGAGCUGGUCGAAUGGGUGUUGGAGGUGAGCCAGAGGGCCUGUGCUGUGGGAAGCCCAGGUGGCCCCCUCAUCCUGGAGGUGGGCUGUGGGUCAGGAGCCAUCGCCCUCAGCCUGCUGAGCCAGCUUCCCCAGAGCCGAGUCAUUGCUGUGGAGAAGGGAGAAGCCGCCAUCCGCCUGACCCGAGAGAAUGCUGAGAGGCUGCGGUUGCAAGACAGGAUUCGUAUCAUCCCCCUCGAUGUGACCUUAGAGGGGUGUUGGAUGCAGCUCUUGCCUUGGGGCCCUCUGGACCUGGUUGUCAGCAACCCUCCCUACGUCUUUCACAAGGACAUGGAGCAGCUGGCUCCAGAAAUUCGCAGUUAUGAAGACUUGGAAGCCCUGGAUGGUGGGGAGGAUGGCAUGGACGUCAUUGCCCACAUCCUAGCCCUGGCACCUCAGCUCCUGAAGGACUCCGGAAGCAUCUUCUUAGAAGUCGACCCAAGACACCCAGAGCUUGUUCACAGCUGGCUUCAGACCCGGCCUGACCUGUCCCUUGAUCUUGUUGCCGUACGCAAAGACUUUUGUGGGAGGCCCCGGUUCCUGCAUAUCCAGAGGUCUGGGACGCAGCGUGGGUGCCCUCCAGAUGCCUGGCCAGGGCCCCAGACUGUCGCAGUGCCUGGCUGACUCAUCUUCCUGGAAUGCUACUUGGAAGGAGGUGGAUGGCAUCAUCCAGAACCCAAGAUGCUUGCGGCAUUUCCCGUCACGCUGUGAUUUACUGUGCCCUUAUGUUUCUAGGAGACUUGUGGGGAGAAGCAAGGACAGAGGUCUCCGUGGGGCAGCAAAGAGCCAGGAUCUGGCUUUUCAGCUACACAGGAGCCCAGUGUGGCUCCAUCGCUUCAGAGCAUUCCAUGCCGGUGACUCCGGACUCAGUGCGUGAAAUUGCUUUGGCGACAUUAGGGGUUGUGACAAU